Phacochoerus africanus (Common warthog) is the source of this 1929-nucleotide messenger RNA. It is a transcript of the gene DDX43, whose product is annotated as DEAD-box helicase 43. The record is from RefSeq and is a predicted model, not a curated record. NCBI's taxonomy places the organism in Eukaryota, Metazoa, Chordata, Mammalia, Artiodactyla, Suidae. Bases 1 to 1929 code for a protein of 642 amino acids. The transcript is spliced from 16 exons. Gene Ontology annotation, molecular function: RNA helicase activity; RNA binding; ATP binding.
AUGUCUCGUCAAGAAGCUGGCGCCAACGCCUCCUCCUUGGUGGCUGCGUCCCAGCAGGUCACGGUAGUGUCUCAGGUUCCGGAAAGGAGGUCAGCAGAGGAGGCGAAUCAGAGAAGUCGAGGAGGCCAGAGGGCCGCUGGAGGAGGCUGGAGGGGCCCUCCCGGGCUCCAGCAGUCUGUAGUCGCUGGUUUCCAGGAACCACCGCUCUCCUUCAGGUUGAAGAACGACUGGGUUGGCGUCGUGAUCGGUCGUGGUGGGUCAAAAAUCAAAGAGAUACAGAAUACAACAUACACCAAAAUACAGAUAAUCAAAGGGUACCCUGAAGCAGAAGUAAGAAUUUUUGGCACCGAGGAAAUGCAGAGCAAAGCAAGAAUAGUGAUAGACAAUAUUGUUAAAAAACAAGAAGAAUACAAAUCAGAACCCAAAGUAGAUGUUGCUGCAAUCCAGCCUUUGGGUAGAGAAGAUACAAAGAAAGAUGUUUCAGGAAAUCAGAAAUUGAUUGAUUGGGAUAAGUUCCGAGAAAAUAUUCUGGAAUGGAGCGAAAAAAAGUGGGCAGGUUUACCUCUAAUUAAGAAAAACUUUUACAUGGAGUCAGAAAUAACAAGUUCAAUGUCACAGGAACAAGUGCAGAAUUGGAGGAAAGAAAAUUAUAAUAUAAUGUGUGAUGACUUGAAAGAUGGUGAGAAACGUCCUAUUCCCAAUCCUGCUUGUAAAUUUGAGGAUGCAUUUCAGUGUUACCCUGACGUGAUGAUAAACAUUAAAAAGGCAGGUUUUCAAAAGCCAACACCAAUUCAGUCACAGGCAUGGCCAAUCAUUCUACAAGGAAUAGAUCUUAUAGGAGUAGCCCAGACUGGAACAGGGAAGACAUUGUCCUACCUAAUGCCUGGAUUUAUUCAUGUUGACUCACAACCUGUAGCCAGGAAUGGGCCCGGCAUGUUAGUCCUUACACCCACUCGAGAAUUAGCUCUGCAAGUGGAAGCUGAGUGUUCAAAGUAUUCAUAUAAAGGUCUUAAAAGUGUUUGUGUAUAUGGUGGUGGAGAUCGAGAUGGACAAAUAAAAGACUUAUUGAAAGGUGUAGAUAUCAUCAUUGCAACUCCCGGGAGGCUCAAUGAUCUGCAAAUGAAUAACUUUGUGUACUUGAAGAGCAUAAGCUACCUGGUAUUAGAUGAAGCUGACAAGAUGCUGGAUAUGGGAUUUGAACCCCAGAUAAUGAAGAUUUUAUUAGAUAUACGCCCAGACAGGCAGACAGUUAUGACAAGUGCAACGUGGCCAUAUGCUGUCCGUAGACUCGCACAAUCUUAUUUGAAAGAGCCCAUGAUUGUGUAUGUGGGUACUUUGGAUCUAGUUGCUGUAAGUACUGUGAAGCAAAAUAUAAUAGUGACCACAGAAGACGAGAAACGAUCACACAUCCAAACUUUCAUUGAGAGUAUGUCUCCCAAAGACAAAGUCAUAAUUUUUGUUAGCCGGAAAGCUGUCGCUGAUCAUUUAUCAAGCGACCUGGGUAUCCGGCAUAUAUCAGUAGAGUCUCUGCAUGGCAACAGAGAACAGGGUGAUCGAGAGAGAGCAUUAAAAAACUUUAAAACAGGUAAAGUGAGAAUACUGAUUGCUACUGAUUUAGCAUCUCGUGGUCUCGAUGUCCAUGAUGUCACCCAUGUCUAUAAUUAUGAUUUUCCCCGGAACAUCGAAGAAUAUGUGCACAGAGUAGGGCGUACUGGGAGAGCAGGGAGGACUGGGGUAUCUAUUACCCUUAUUACGAGAAGUGAUUGGAAGAUUGCUGGUGAAUUAAUUCAUAUUCUGGAAAGAGCAAAUCAAAGUAUCCCAGAGGAUCUUGUAGAGAUGGCUGAGAGAUAUAAAGCAAAUAAACUGAAAAAAGAAAUGGAAAAAAAAUUGGGAAGACCCCAAGGAAAACCCAAGAAGUUUUAUUAUUAA